Molecule: messenger RNA, 735 nt
Organism: Trametes versicolor FP-101664 SS1
Lineage: Eukaryota; Fungi; Basidiomycota; Agaricomycetes; Polyporales; Polyporaceae
Exons: 1
Source: RefSeq, a predicted model, not a curated record
AUGUCCUGCUUACUUUUUGACCUGGCAAUAGAGCCGCUUGCAGCGUCAUUCAGGUCGUCCACGCUACGAGGUAUAAGCGUACCGGGCGGGCAAGAGAGGCUGAUAGCGAAGCUCUUCGCAGACGACACGACCGUGUACUUGUCGGAGGAUGACGACUAUGAGGAAAUGGAAGCAAUCACAUCGAAAUGGUGCCGAGCCUCGAGAGCGAAGUUCAACACCUCUAAAACGGAAGUACUACCUAUGGGAAGCCUGGAGUAUAGGACGAGACUAGUCCAAAGCCGCAAAAUGAAUGGAGCAUCGACAAGAAUCCCUGAGUCAGUACAUAUUGUUAAGGAAGGGGAGGCGAUCAGGUCCCUAGGAGCAUGGAUCGGAAACAACGCACCGGAAGCGACGCCAUGGACCGCGAUUAUCCGAACGAUAGAGUGUCGUCUCGAUAAGUGGAGCCAAGGAAACCCGACGCUCAAAGGGAGGCGCCUCAUCGCGGGGAUGGAAUUUGGCGGACGAACACAGUUCCUUGCGAUGGCGCAAGGAAUGCCGGCGGAAGUCGAGAAGAAACUAACAGACAUGGCUAUAAGCUUCAUAUGGAACGGUGAUAAACACCCCCGCAUAGCGAGAGACGUACUAUACUCGAAAUUUGGAGAAGGAGGAAUCAAGCUGCUGGACAUCAGUGCGAGAAAUGAGGCGAUCGACCUGAUGUGGCUCAAAGCUUACCUCGAUCUGACUAGAGACCGCCCC